UUGGGAAGCUUAGAUAAUGGCAGGCAAUUUAAAAAUGUGCAAUGCACAAGGGAUAGCGUAUGAGUUCAAGGCUGCAUUCAUGCAAUAGUGGGAGAAUUGUCGCAAACUCAAUUAUUCUGAAGCAAAAAUAUCGAUACAGAUUAUAGUUGGACUUGAAGGCGGGCAUGAGGGACAGCUCAUGCAAUAUUCAGGAUAAUGGUCGUCUCCAAAACUUCCUGGGGUUUGUUAAGGUUAAGGUGGCCAGAUGGGGAAAUUCUACUUUUUAAUCCAAUUAAUAUGUUUGUUCGAGCUUCUUACGAUGGGCAAUUGCGAGGAUAUCAACAUAGUUUUUCUAGUUGAAGACGGACAAAAGGAUGUAAUCGAGUUAAUGGAAAAUGUGCUAAAAAAUUUGAAAAACUUCAACAGUUUCGAUACCACAAACAUCAAACCACACUUCGUCGCCACCAAUCGAAAAUUGGCAAAUGAAUCAAUCGAUAAAUUGUGUAGCCUUUUCCAGGACGGAAUUUCCAUAAUAUUGGACCAAACUCGUUUCGGCUGGGAAGAUGGACUGAAAUUAGUUACUUGGUCAGAAGUGAACUAUCUCAAGUUGGACAUCUCCAUUGGUCCCUUCUUGGUUGCUCUCCACGAAAUAAUUCAGAAAAGAGGUGGAAACGAUGUUGUAUUGAUUUUCCAAAGUGAAGAGGAUUAUCAAGAAGGAUUGCAUUACAUAAUUGAAAAAUCGCACUUGCGUGUGCUGCUACUCAAUGGACUGUCGGACCAUGUGGUGCAAAGGCUAGAUUCCUUGCGGCCAGCUCCUGGAUAUUACAGCAUCUUGGCCGACGCAGAAAGCAUGCAGAAUAUUUAUAAAAAAGUAUCUUCAGCAAAAAUGUUCAAGCGUUCUGACAAAUGGCACUUUGUAUUCCUGGAUUCAGAUUUCGAUAAAUUUGAUUUUAAACCUAUACCGGAAAAUAGUACAAUAAUCAGGCCAAGCAACACCUUUCUUCACCCUUCAACAUAUCAAGCAAAUAAAUAUUCCUUAAAGUUACUGAAAAUUAAGGAAAUCCUCCUUAUGGAGUUGAUGCAGAAAAUAGCAGAAUUCAGCAGAAUCGAAACUAUCAACGCCCACAAGUUUGACUGUAAGAACUUCGAUAUUACCGAAAACUACGAACAAAGAAGGCCUUCGGUCCCAGAUAAAUUGAUGAAUCUAUUUGAAGAUAGCAAAAUGUUGAUAAUCGACAAUGAUAGGAUAUCUUAUCAUUUGAAUUUGUCUAUUGAAAGGAAAGAUGGAGACGAGGAUACAACAGUCACUGCAAUGUGGAAUAGUGGAGUCUUUCAAGCAUCAGUGAAUUCUGGUCUAUAUCCGGCGAGAAGGUUUUUCAGGAUUGGUACUACUGAGGCUAUUCCAUGGUCAUAUAUUCGGAGGGACCUUAUAACUGGAAAAGUACUUUUAGACGACGAAGGAAAUCCCAUUUGGGAAGGGUAUUGCAUCGACUUGAUAGCCAAAUUAGCAAAAAAGAUGGAUUUUGAUUAUGAAAUUGUCGCUCCCCGUGAAGGAACCUUUGGUAAACGAACUUCUAAAGGACACUGGAAUGGUUUGGUUGGAGAUUUGGUAAUCGGGGAGACAGAUAUGGCUGUCGCGGCUCUAAAAAUGACUGCCGAGCGUGAGGAAGUGAUUGAUUUUGUUGCUCCGUAUUUUGAACAAACGGGAAUUUCUAUAGUUAUCCGAAAACCACUUCGCCAGACAUCAUUAUUUAAGUUCAUGACUGUACUGCGGUUGGAGGUUUGGUUGAGCAUAGUCGCCGCGCUAGUAUCAACUGCGGUAAUGAUAUGGCUGCUCGACAAAUAUUCUCCAUAUAGUGCCAGGAAUAAUCCCAAGGCGUAUCCAUAUCCGUGUAGGGAUUUUUCACUGAAAGAAAGCCUCUGGUUCGCUCUAACAUCAUUUACUCCGCAAGGUGGUGGUGAAGUACCGAAAUCGGUUUCAGCUAGAACACUUGUCGCUGCCUAUUGGUUAUUUGUAGUUUUGAUGUUAGCAACAUUUACCGCAAAUCUUGCCGCCUUCCUAACUGUCGAGAGAAUGCAAACACCAGUUCAAUCCUUGGAACAGUUAGCAAGACAAUCAAGAAUCAAUUAUACUGUCGUCGAAGGAUCAGACACGCAUAAAUACUUUAUCAAUAUGAAGUUCGCUGAAGAUACUUUGUAUCGCUUAUGGAAAGAACUAACUUUGAAUGCAACGUCUGACCAAAGUCAAUAUAGAAUUUGGGAUUAUCCCAUCAAAGAGCAAUAUGGUCAUAUUCUCUUAGCCAUCAAUUCCUCGAAUCCAGUUAAAAAUGCCGCUGAAGGAUUUCGGAAAGUAAGUGAACACGAAAAUGCAGACUUCGCUUUUAUACACGACUCUGCUGAAAUCAAAUACGAGAUCUCGAAAAACUGCAACUUGACAGAAAUAGGUGAAGUUUUCGCCGAACAGCCUUAUGCAAUAGCUAUACAACAGGGGAGUCAUUUACAGGACCAACUCUCAUUUGCAAUUCUAGAAUUACAAAAAGAUCGUUAUUUCGAGGAACUCACAGCCAAAUAUUGGAACAACUCAGCCAGAAAGGAUUGCGACAAUACAGAUGAAAAUGAGGGGAUUACAUUAGAGAGUCUUGGUGGAGUAUUCAUUGCUACUUUAUUCGGAUUAGGGCUAGCCAUGGUCACUCUAGUGUGCGAAGUGAUUUAUUAUAGGCGAUCUGGUCCACGUGUUACAAAAGUUAAACCAUUUGAACGGAAGCCCAAGGAAGACGCAAAACUUAAAGCGAAGAAAAAGAUAUUCAAUGAGACUAUGCCAUCUUAUAAAGAAGUUCAGAAGUCAGAGAGCGUCCCGGUGACAUUAGCCAAAGAAUUUGUGCCUGCUAGAAAAAGAAACACAAGGAUUGCGUAUAUUCAUCCUGAGGAAGGGUCGUACUUCUAUGAAUAGCUAGCAGGACUCUUAAAAAUUCAAUGCUGUAGAAGAUACACUUUAGUUCUAGCGUUGCCAACACAAUAAAAAAAGUUAUUAUAGACGUA
This is a messenger RNA of Hermetia illucens (black soldier fly), 3018 nucleotides long. RefSeq names its product ionotropic receptor 25a (gene Ir8a). Gene Ontology annotation, cellular component: plasma membrane; postsynaptic membrane. The transcript has 10 exons. Gene Ontology annotation, biological process: modulation of chemical synaptic transmission; synaptic transmission, glutamatergic; monoatomic ion transport. NCBI's taxonomy places the organism in Eukaryota, Metazoa, Arthropoda, Insecta, Diptera, Stratiomyidae. Gene Ontology annotation, molecular function: transmitter-gated monoatomic ion channel activity involved in regulation of postsynaptic membrane potential; glutamate-gated receptor activity. The record is from RefSeq and is a predicted model, not a curated record. Bases 245 to 2929 code for a protein of 894 amino acids.